Messenger RNA from Scaptodrosophila lebanonensis, 484 nucleotides. RefSeq lists its product as uncharacterized. The coding region runs from base 54 to 413 and encodes 119 amino acids. Gene Ontology annotation, cellular component: nucleoplasm; mitochondrial ribosome; mitochondrion. The record is from RefSeq and is a predicted model, not a curated record. The transcript has 2 exons. Lineage: Eukaryota; Metazoa; Arthropoda; Insecta; Diptera; Drosophilidae. Gene Ontology annotation, biological process: mitochondrial translation. Gene Ontology annotation, molecular function: RNA binding.
CUUAUUUAACAAUCAGCUGCAAUUGAAGCGCAUUUAUAAAAUAGAAUAAAAAGAUGCGUGUACCAGGUGCUCUUUAUGCUCGCGGCCGUUCGCCUCAAAGCGAGAAGGAUGUACCCUUUCAGGAAAUUUUACCACUGCGAUUGAAAAAUACUGUGAGCGGUAAGGCCGAUUCCGGCAGCGAUGUGGCCUGCCUGCAAGAGAUGGGCGUGCUGUUUGCCUGCCUGAAGGACAACGAGUUUGUAGAGCAGUAUUGCAACAAAGAGAUUACCCAGUUUCAGAAAUGCUACAAAUUCUAUAUGGAUCGCAAGUUCGAGGCAAAAAAGACCAUCAAUCAGGGCAUUGUGCAACCAGGAAAUAAUUUGAACUACAGACAGUUAAACAAAUACCUUCGAAGAUUUCCGAACCCGCAGUAACAUACAUAUUGCUUACUAUUCGAUAGAUAUUUCUUAAUUAUAAAUAAAUUGUUGAACCAUCUAACACAAUA